AUGGCUUUUCAACCACCAUUUCCACAACAUGGAAUGCCUGGAGGCCAAUUUCCUCCACAGCCAGGAAUGCAAGGAGGUGCUUUUCCGCCACAACCUUCACAAAUGCCAGGAAUGCCUCUCCCGCAAAAAUCGUCCAUAGUUCCGCCACAACAAAAUCCUCAAUAUCAGAAUGGUGCUUUCAAUGGAAUUCAACCGACCAAUGGUCACUCUCCAUCUCCUAACAUGAAUGGUCACAAUCAAACUGCACAACUACCACAGGCAAUUAAAUUUUUCAAAAAAGAA
Mesorhabditis belari is the source of this 282-nucleotide messenger RNA. NCBI's taxonomy places the organism in Eukaryota, Metazoa, Nematoda, Chromadorea, Rhabditida, Rhabditidae. The record is from the annotation of a GenBank genome assembly.